Messenger RNA from Cotesia glomerata, 4763 nucleotides. It is a transcript of the gene Eps-15, whose product is annotated as epidermal growth factor receptor substrate 15-like 1. Gene Ontology annotation, biological process: endosomal transport; endocytosis. Gene Ontology annotation, molecular function: calcium ion binding; cadherin binding. NCBI's taxonomy places the organism in Eukaryota, Metazoa, Arthropoda, Insecta, Hymenoptera, Braconidae. The coding region runs from base 410 to 3571 and encodes 1053 amino acids. The record is from RefSeq and is a predicted model, not a curated record. The transcript is spliced from 13 exons. Gene Ontology annotation, cellular component: clathrin coat of coated pit; cytoplasm; plasma membrane.
GCCUGCCUAAAUAAGUGUUAAACACACAUAGCGAUAAUAUUAAACAGAAUAGGCUGAAUAGGAUAGUUUUGUAUGUAUGUGUUUGUAUAAUACGGAUAUCUGUGUCCUCAUGACAUUACUAUAGAGCUUUACACUAUAUAGAAUAGGAUUUGGUGUAAAUUCGCGCUCGAUCGAAAUCAUCGUGGUUUGUCAAAAAAACUUCCAAGGAGGAAAACCAUUCGAAGAGUGUUUUUAAAAUAUAUAUUAUCUCAAGUACAUUUGAACGUCCGUUUAGACAAGCGUCAUUCAGUGGCGUCAUCCGGUGAUAAAGAUUCGUCAGUGAAGAGACGACAUGCGGGACGAAAUCGUUAUAAACGGCUAGUGCUAUUGAUUGACUGUGCGAUUGGUUAAAUUAGAAUUAUAUGCAAGUAUGGCUGCUCUGCCGUCACCCACACAGGUGGCUGGAAGCCAUGAAGCUAUCUAUGAGGCUUAUUACAACCAGGUGGAUCCAAAGGGAUAUGGAAGGGUCGAAGCAAUGGAUGCUGCGAGGUUUCUUAAAAAAUCCCAGCUGAGUGAUGUGAUACUCAGCAAAAUAUGGGACAUGGCCGACCCACAGUCUAGGGGUUCACUUGAUAAAACGGGUAUGUUUGUCGCCCUAAAAUUAUGUGCCUUUGCCCAAGCUGGACGCGAAUUGAACAUCGCUAAUUUGAGUCAAGAUAUAGCUCCACCAAAGAUGGGUGACAUUAAACCAGUUAUCAAAAAAAGUCCGGCCGUCCCUCCGCCACCUGUUAUUUCAGCAGUAAACAGUAGUGACUGGUCGAUAAAACCUCAUGAACGCAUUAAAUACGAUCGUUUGUUUGAUGACUUACAGCCAACGAAUGGUUAUAUACCUGGUAAUAAAGUAAAGGGUCUUUUGAUGGAUAGCAAACUGCCUAUGGACACUCUAGGAAAAAUAUGGGAUCUCGCUGAUAUUGACAAAGAUGGAAUGCUGGACAGGCAUGAAUUUGUCGUCGCUAUGCAUCUCGUUUACAAAGCUUUGGAAAAACAUGCGAUUCCAAGUGUUCUGCCGCCGGAAUUGAUGCCACCUGGAAAAAGAAAAGAUGCUCCUCUUAUCGCUGACCUUUCAGCUCCAGCGAUGGUAGCUGCUAAAAUACCGCCUAUACCACCACUACCAAAUGCAUCUGCGAUCAAUAAUUUAGUGGGUUUACAAUCCGUCAAGCCUCCAUCACAGCAACAACCUGUACAAUGGGUCGUCUCAGCAGAAGAUCAAGCUGCUGCAGAUAAAUUAUUUUUACAGGCAGAUAUGGAUAUGGAUGGAUUUGUUUCGGGUACUGAGAUCAAAGAUGUUUUUCUUCAAAGCGGACUCCCACAAUCUAUACUCGCUCAUAUAUGGGCUCUUUGUGAUUUGGGUCAGAGUGGCAAGCUAAACAAAGAACAAUUUGCACUUUCAAUGUGGCUAAUAAAACAAAAGUUAAGAGGAAUCGAUCCUCCUGCUUCACUCAUGCCUGAUAUGAUACCUCCGUCUUUGAGGAAAUUUACUGAUAGUGGAGUAGCAGAGAACAAUAAUGUUGCGACCUAUUCAAAUCCUGAACUGGAUAUGAUCAGUAAAGAUAUCGCGGAUUUAGCUCGUGAGCGGCGCAUAAUGGAACAAGAUAUCGCACAAAAAGAAGCAGAUAUUAAAAUAAAAAAUGGGGAAAUUAAAAGCUUGCAAAGUGAGCUAGAUACUUUAGCUGCUACUUUAAAACAAUUAGAAAAUCAAAGAGGAGAGGCACAAAAGCGACUGAAUGAUUUAAAAACUCAGCGGACUGAAGUAGAAAAAGAAUUAAAUGAAGUCGAACAAGAAAUUCGUAUCCAGCAAGAAAAGGUGGAUAAGCUGUGUCAACAAGCAGAAGAACAAGAGACAGUUUUAAAAUCCCAGGAAGAAGAACUUAAUAGCAAGCGACAAGAAUUAGAGGGUCUACGUCAAGAAGAACAACAGCUUGAGCAGCAACAAAAUAAUAGUCGAGACCAAUUAAAUGAAUUAACUAAAAACCUACAAAAUACUCAGCUUCAAAUAAGCCAAGCAAAAGCUAAAAUUACUGAUUUGGAAGAACAGCAGCGUCAAAUGACCGAUGCUAUUGCGAUUUAUGACUCAGCCUUGGCAGCAGGAGAUCCAAAUCUUGUUCCGGAUACUAGUCUACAAUUUAAUCCGGAAAUAGAUGCACUCGAACUUGAAAAUGAAAACUCAACAAAAGUCAAUGGUUCGAGUGGCGAAAAUCAAGGACCUAACUCGUUUAUAGGAAUGAAUGGAUCAUCAGACGGUUUUGGAAAUCAAAAUGAUCCAUUUUCAUCAAACAAAGCUAAAGAUACAUUCGGAAGUGGUGAAGGUGAUCCAUUCACUAAUUUCGAUGGAAGGACAAUAUCAUCUGGGUUUGCUAGUGAUCCAUUCGCAGCGAAGGGCAAACAGGAUUCAUAUGAUCCAUUUGGUGACAAUAAAAAAAGUGAAAAACCAGCUAUGGAAACUGCAAAAGAUCCCUUCGGAGAUGAUCCUUUCGCAAAUCUUCACGCGCCUACUCGUGCCGAGAGCCCAAGUCCUGCACUCCCACCCAAGAAAGCUAAGCAACCACCACCAAGACCUGCACCACCUCGACCGGCAAGUGGACCAACUGGGCCACUCCGAGCAGCACCUGUUCCUCCCACGCCUUCACCAACACCAGAUCCAUUCUCUAACAGUAACGCAGACCCAUUUGCGGCUCAAAAUGAUAACAACAACGGAAACACCGGUUUUGGUUCAACUGGUUCUGGAUUUGCAGAUUUCGCAAAUUUUGACGCCAAGCCGGACUUACAACCCACGCGAACGGCACCAGCGAGGCCAAUGAGCAGACCACGCGCCACACCAACGCCAAGUCAAAAGUUACCCGACUUUACGGAGGAUCCAUUCAGAGAUUACCGCUAUGAAGAUCCAUUCGAGAUUGCAGAUCCAUUCGCCGACGAAGAUGAUACAAAUGCAAAUACAAAGAAGAGUCCACCAACCAAUGUCACCAAUGGCCGUAAACUUGAUCCAUUUGGAUUAGAGACAACAGCAACAUCAGGCAACAAUUACUCUUUUAAAGAUAAAGAUCCCUUUGACAAGGGCUUUGAUUCUGAUUUUUCAAAAGCAUUUCCCUUAAUUAAAGAAAAUAUUGAUAAAAUGGGUAAUUUUAUGACUGAGACUAAAAAUAAUUCAUUUAAAAGCAUAAAUGAAUUUGACUUUGCAAAUAACAGUAUAACUGAGACAACAAAGCCAAACAAUAAACCUAUUAAUUUUGAUGAAGCUUUUGCACCAAAAAAAACUGACAAAAAUCUCAAUUCUGGUCGAAAUAGCGCUCAGGCAUUCGAUGAUAUGUUUACUCACGAUAAUUCGAAUAUUAAUAAAAAUAAUAACAAUAAUGCUACGUGGAAUGGUCGAAAUAACAACUCUAAAGGACUUACAGAGCAACAACAACUCGCUUGGGCAGCUCAACAAAGUUUGCGGGCUGAAGAAGAAAUAUCGCGGCGCAAAGCUCAAGAAGAAGCCGAUUUUGCUUAUGCGAUUGAGCUCAGUAAGCAGGAGAAUGCAGGAGGAAAAUUUUAAGUUUAAAAUAAUAAAUAAAAAAAAAAAGAAAAAAAAUUGUAUCAAUAAAAGCGAGUCGGUGCUCAAUAAAAAACAACAAAAAAAUUGUUAACACUAGCAUAACAACUUUCUUGUUUUGUGUACUGAUUAUUAAGUACAUUACGAAAAUAAGAUAAUGCGCGUGGCAUGUUAUACUGUCUCUUCUGCCUUCAAUCAGUAUUUAUUCUGUAUUACGCGCCACACGAACUCUAAAUUUAAUUUAUAUAUAUAACUUCAAUUCUUACAUUAUAUGCCUUCCCAAAAAAAUAUUAUUGAUAAAAUAAGAUAUACUAAAAAAAAAUUAAGCACAGAUUAUAACUACGCAUUAUACAAUAAAUUAUAGGAAUAAAAAGUUACGUUAUUUUAUGAAUAUCAGAAAAAAAAAUUAUACUAUUAAUGAGUAUCAUUGUUUUUGGUUAGUUAGUAAGUUACACGUAUAAACUUCAUAUCAGAUUUAACAAAGUACGUAACGAGCAAUAGUUACUUACCGGAAUAUUUAAAAGAUUAUUAGUUGUUAAAAAUAUGUAAAACUUAAAAAUUCCAUGUUUUUAUGUUAUAAGUUUAUAUUAUUCAUACAUUGCUCGAUACGAUCCAAAGACUACGGUGUUCAAGUUGAAAAUAUUAAAAACAAAAAAGAAACAAACCAUUAAGUCAUAAUUAAUUAGUCUAUUUGGUAAAUAUUAUUGUGCGUACUUUUCAGUUAAAUAUAAUUGUUACUUGAUUGCCUUUAUUGUUUGACAAUGAUUGCUACGUAUAUACAUAUACAAUUAUGGUUAUUAAUUUCAGUAUGUUUUUUAAUAUUACUGGAAAAUAGCAGUUUGGAAAUUAGAACGUUUAUUGACUUUAAAUUUGGAAAUCAGGUGAUAAUGUCAUUUGUAAAAUUAGUCGCUAAUUAAUGAUAUUAAUGAAAUUUGCCAAAUGGAAAUUUCAUCAAGUAUUAAUUCAGUCAUUUAUAAAAUAGCGAAAAACAAAAAUUUGCGGUGACGAGAAUUUAAUUGUAAAAUUAGCAGUUUUUAAAUUUCUUAUAACUUUUUAAUGGGUCGGUCGAAUCUGUUCUAAUUUAAAAAAAAAACUAAAUUUAUGGAAGUCCUUUUAGAUGCCUCAAAUUGUUUUUUGAUCCGUCGAUCCAUUCUAGAAUUACGAAAGAUUUAAAAAUGGCUAAUUUUACAAUUCA